This is a messenger RNA of Tripterygium wilfordii, 1064 nucleotides long. RefSeq lists its product as uncharacterized. Bases 167 to 820 code for a protein of 217 amino acids. The record is from RefSeq and is a predicted model, not a curated record. The transcript has 3 exons. Lineage: Eukaryota; Viridiplantae; Streptophyta; Magnoliopsida; Celastrales; Celastraceae.
UCUUGCGAGACCAACCUUCCUUCCUUGCUUUUCUCCACAACAAAGUCUGGCCGUUCCCUUUAAACAUUCGCAAAAGCGAAACAGAAUUCACAAACCCAAACAGAAGUAAGAGAGAAGAAAAGGGUCUCUCACUCAUAGGGUUUUGGGGUCAUUAAGAUUUUCUUCCAUGGCGAAGAAGAGAAAAUCCGAUGCCACGCGCAUGGACGAGGUGGAUCGGAGCAUGUACACGACCUUCUGUAGCGCCGCCAACUCCCUCUCUCAGCUCUACACGCAGGCCAUGAAUCAGCAGCGUCUCUCAUUCCAGGCGGGGGAACGACACUCACUGGAUAAACUUUACCAAUGGAUAUUGAGACAGCAGGAAGAAGGAUUGAGAGUAUCAACAGCUGAUAUAGUUGCUUAUUUGCAGAAUGAGCUGGAAUAUGCUGCAGAGGAAUCCCCAAUGUCCCCCCAGUUACCAUUUCAGCAUCAACCGUCCCAGGCUUCGAUGCAUUUUGCAAAUGCAGGUGGUCCUGUUUCUUCCAACGGGUUUGUGCCACAAAUUGCUGGGCAGGGGCUUCGUUCUGGCUCUGGGCAACCUGAUCAUCAAGCGAAGAACUCUGUUUUCUCAAACGCUUUAUCCAGCCCCAUUCAUCGAAGCCUUCAGCAUUAUCACCUGGCACAGGGUAGCUACCAUUCAAAUAAUCCCAUGCCAUCUGGAAACGAAACUCGAGGUAAUGAAAACAACUAUGCCAUUAACCAAACCAGAGAUGUUGUUUCGCCCAGCUCCAACAAUUGCAUGGACAUGCAUUCGGAGAGUCCAAGUCAUGAUUUUCCUUACUGAAAUUUCUGUAUGUUCCCUACUAUGUCUUUCACUGUUUGUGGUGGUUAAAUUUUGUGCAGAUACAACCCUUGAAAUUUCAUUCCUAGUGUAGUGUACUUAUUUCCAGCCACAUAGUUCCUUGAUAACUGGCCUCUAGCUUGGGUGCAGACUGCAAAAAGAAUGUUUAGAAAAAAAAUUAUACUGUCCAUUAAUCCAUGAUUGAUAACCAUAAAUCUAAGAACUCUUGCAUGUCCCCAGUUGAUAA